AACGUGGCUCAUAUAUCCCUUCUCGCGCCCGUGGGAUAGCGAUUGGACAGGGCACGAUGUUUCUCCCAUCAGAAUCUCCUCGGUGCCCUGACCUUGGACAGCGCCCGCCCUUACCCGACAGUCCUUAAAUAUCGCUCUCCAUGGACCCGCUCGCCAGCCGGUACAGUUCCUGCUCUCUUUCCAUAUGGUCAACGCGCUCCUGCUUGUCGGCCUCCUGCCCUUUGCAGCUGCCUAUCCGUGGCCUGUGGAGUCCGCUUCCUCGUAUGCCGGCGCGACGAGCAGCGGCGUGUACCCUCCUCCUGGCGCGACGAUUACGACGUAUGAGACCUAUUUCCCGGAUGAGGAGCAAGUGGGCUUCGUAGGACCUACCCCGACCGGUGCUGAACCUGAGGCCAUCCAGACCGCCCCUGCUGCACCUGUCAAGUCGGAUACGUACCCGCUCAUCAAUCCCUACACCUCAAGCGAAGGAAAGCAAGCGAGUUUCAACCCCAUGCGCUACUGGGGUAACCUCUCGCCCUGGUGGUCAGUCGGGGGAGCAUUCGGUCUCCCUGACACGUCCCCUCAGGUGCCGGAGGGCUGCGAGCUCGUGCAGGUGCAUCUUGUCCAGCGCCACGGCGCCCGGUACCCCACGUCCGGCUCGGGACCCAGCGAAUUCGCGGCGUUAAUUCAAUCCAUCGCGGAUAGCGCGGGCUUCACUGCCUCUGGCCCACUGGAAUUUCUGAACACAUGGACGUACAAGCUUGGAGCAGAAAUCCUCACGCCGUUUGGUAGGCAGCAACUGUAUGACCUCGGAGUUGCAUUCAGGGUGAAGUACGGCGAGCUGUUGAAUGGCUUCACAAAGCUGCCAGUGUUUCGUACGACGUCUGAAUCACGUAUGGUCCAGUCUGCGCUGAACUGGGCAGCCGGCUUCUUCGGCGUGCAGGAAUAUUCAACCUCUUACUAUCAGUCGAUCAUCAUCGAGGAGUCAGGCUACAACAAUUCUCUCGCGCCCUGGAACGACUGCGCCAAUGCCAACAACGAUAUCUACGAGUUGGGCUUCUGGGCUGAAGGGAACUGGACUGAGAUUUACCUCAAGGACGCCGUGGAGCGUCUACAGCAACACAUCGAUGGUGUCGCGCUGGAUGCAAGCAUUGUGCACGAUAUGCAGGAGAUGUGUGCUUGCGAGACCGUCUCAAUUGGAUACUCGGAGUUUUGCGACUUGUUCACGGAGGAGGAGUGGAAGGGUUUCGAAUACGGGCUGGAUCUGGAAUUCUGGUAUAGCGACGGCCCCGGCAACCCGACUGGUGCUGCGCAGGGCGUCGGCUACGUCCAAGAGCUUGUCGCGCGAUUGACGCAGACGCCUAUCACGAAGUUCGACACGUCCAUCAACGGCACGCUUGACGGAAACAACAUCACUUUUCCGCUUGACCAGCCAAUCUUCAUGGACGCUACCCAUGAUACAGUGAUCGCUUCCAUUGCGACUGCGAUGAACUUCACAACGAUGACUGCGAACGGCCCGCUGCCAAUCGACUACAUCCCCGCAGACCAGACUUACCACACGCAACUCAUUGCGCCUUUUGCCUCGAACCUCGUCGGACAGGUCAUGAGCUGCCCCGUCUCAUCCGGCUCCUCACAGAAGGAGAAAUACAUCCGUUGGCUGCUGAACGACGGCGCGGUCCCGCUCACGGGCAUCGCGCACUGUGAGACGCCGAACAAGGACGGUUUGUGCCUGUUGGAGAACUUUAUUGAGGGCAUGCAGCAACGCAUCGAGGAGGUCGACUACCAGUUUGAUUGCUUUGGGAGCUACCCGCUGCCGUGGCCCAAUGACCCCCUCACCAAUGGGCGACCUAUUGUCCAGUGAUUGACCACGGUUGGUGCAGAGGAGGAUUGAUUUGUUACGAGGGGCUUGUGCUUGGAAGACGUGACGAUAUGCGAGCGUCACGGGGAUGUGUAUGUCACAGGCGACAGAAUGAACUUGCUGCUUGCGAGCGCUAUGUAGGCCACCGGCGUUCUGUGUCUGCGGUUAUUUGGUUCCGUCGGAUGGCGCCCAAUGUCCUGAUAAUCGUUGAGCUUCUUUUCGGCAUCUUGACAAUGCAACCAGCGUUCCUUGAUUGUGCUAGCUUGCCGAUUCCCACCACUAU
Messenger RNA from Laetiporus sulphureus 93-53, 2120 nucleotides. RefSeq names its product phosphoglycerate mutase-like protein. Gene Ontology annotation, molecular function: acid phosphatase activity. The record is from RefSeq and is a predicted model, not a curated record. NCBI's taxonomy places the organism in Eukaryota, Fungi, Basidiomycota, Agaricomycetes, Polyporales, Laetiporaceae. The coding region runs from base 185 to 1840 and encodes 551 amino acids. The transcript is spliced from 8 exons.